Parathielavia appendiculata is the source of this 5382-nucleotide messenger RNA. RefSeq names its product mating factor A secretion protein STE6-like protein. The record is from RefSeq and is a predicted model, not a curated record. NCBI's taxonomy places the organism in Eukaryota, Fungi, Ascomycota, Sordariomycetes, Sordariales, Chaetomiaceae. Gene Ontology annotation, cellular component: membrane. Gene Ontology annotation, biological process: transmembrane transport; siderophore biosynthetic process. Gene Ontology annotation, molecular function: ATP binding; ATP hydrolysis activity; ABC-type transporter activity. The transcript has 4 exons. The coding region runs from base 1 to 5382 and encodes 1793 amino acids.
AUGGCACCGACGUCGACGCCGGCCAGUAAUUACCCUCCGGUGAAGCUGCCACAUCCGUUCCUGACAUCAUACCGCGUUCAAACUGUCGCCCAAUCAAUACCAGCCAAGCUCGUCUUGACCUUUGACGAGCAGCAGCCCGAACAUGGACGUCCAUUGCAGGAGCCCCUUCAUAUCGACUCCCUCUUCUGGCUCGAUCUGACCCCGCCACCACAAAAUGAGCGCCCGCCCAUCGCCGACAACAGCCCUUGGGCCCGCGCCCGCCGGAGUCCCUCGACCGUCUUCACUUGGACCGGUGCCGGUGCCCCCUCGCUCGGGCCGGUUUGGAACGUAGUUCACGCCAUCUACCUCGCAUACCCGACACACGAGUAUUUCAGGGUGACGCUCGCUGGUGAAGGGAAGGACCUGCUCAAGGACACGCUCCUUGCUACGGGCCUGGCCAUUGAGCAUCCCAAGCCGCGCUGGGACGCCCGCGGGCCACCCGCUGGGACCAAGAUGCCGGUCGUGACCGGUGAAGCAGAGCUGCUGGUUCUCCGAAGCUCCUUCUGGCAAGGGGCUGCCUCACCGAUGGGCCCCCGCCCGAUUUGGGUGGUGGGAGAUGGCACGGAUAGCCAUUUGCUGAAGUCCCUGGCCGACUUCCCCAUCAUGCCCGAGAACUUCCAAAUCACGAACAAGUUUCCCGAUGGUGAGCCUGUCUUCACCCGCCAUCCAAUACGUCGGCCGAAGCCACAGCCUGGCUCCAUUGUCUACAGCCGCUACGUUCCCGAGCUCGACACGCACUUCUCUCUCGAAGCGGUGGACUGGCAGAACAAAGAACAUUUGGAGCUGUUCAAUAAGUGGCAGAACGACCCGCGCGUUGCGGCCGGGUGGAACGAAACAGGGACACUCGACCAGCAUCGCGAGUAUCUGCGCAAGCUGCACUUUGACCCGCAUGUCCUCUGCCUGUUUGGGCGCUUCGACGACUCUCGGUUUGCCUAUUUCGAGCUUUACUGGGCAAAGGAAGACCACUACGGAGCGCAUUGGGACGCCGGCCACUACGACCGCGGGCGGCACUCGCUCGUGGGUGACGCGUCGUUCCGUGGCGCGAAGCGGGUUACGGCGUGGUACUCGAGCUGUAUCCACUACUGCUUUCUCGACGACCCGCGCACGGCCAACGUGGUGGGAGAGCCCAAGGCCUCGGGCGCCAUCAUCCUCUCAUACGAAAACUCGCAAGGUCUCACGAUCGGCAAGUACGUCGACCUGGGCCACAAGCGGUCGGUACACUCCAUCUGCAGCAGGGAAAAGUGGUUCCAGCUAUGCCCGUUGUUUUGGGAUGGGAGGGAGAAGCCGUUGGAGAUCACCAUGAAGGCUGUCAACACAUUCUCGGGCUACGGCCGCCUGCUGCUGGCCGGCAACCCUACCAAGCUCGACCUCUCCACGCUCGCAGCAGCCAUCGUGUGCGCCAUCGCCUCAGGCGUACCCUUCCCCCUGAUUGGCAUCUUCUUCGGCCAGCUGCUCAACGAUUUUAACGAGGUGACGUGCGUCGAGGAGGCCGGAUCCUCGGUGGACCCAGCCACGGCCGACGCCUACCAGCGCAGCGUCAACGACAAGAUCCUCAUGAUCUUUUAUUUGGCUAUCGCCCAGUUCGUCACCAUCUACGCCCACCUAACAUGCUGGACACUGUACGGCUCGCGCCUGGCCCAGCGCCUACGCGAGCGUUAUCUUGCUAGGCUGCUUACGCAGGAGCCGUCGUACUUUGACGGCUUGCCAGCGGGAGAGGUUGCGCAGCGCCUCAGUGCGGAUGUGCAGACUAUUCGGUCUGGCACGUCCGAGAAGGUCGGAAUCUGUCUGUCGAGCGUGUCGUUUUUUGUCACGGCCUACAUUGUGGCCUUUAUCAAGAACUGGGAGCUGGCUGCCAUGCUUAUCUCGCUGUUGCCGGCAUACUUUUUGAUGUCGUUUGUGGGCAGCCACUAUAUUGAGAAGUACUCUGGGCUAGUGGCGGACCACGCGGCCACGGCUGCGUCGAUUGCGUCCGAGGCACUGUCCAAUGUCGUUGUGGUGCAGGCGUUCGGGGCGAAUAACCGGCUGGAGGGCAAGUUCGCCGAGGCGCUGUCUGCGUCGAAGCGCGAGGGGGUGAAGAAAGCCACGGCCGUGGGCAUACAGUCUGGUGUGCUGUACUUCAUCGCAUACGGUGCGAACGGUUUGGCGUUCUGGCAGGGGAGUAGGCGGAUUGCCGAUGCUGCGGGUCAGAAGUCAGGGGGGGCUACAGUUGGUGACACGUUCACUGUCAUCUUCAUUCUGAUUGAGGCUACCUUGCUCUUGAGCCAGGUCGCGCCCUUUGUCCACCUCUUCGUGGCUGCCGUUGCUUCGUUCCGGAAGUUGCGCGAGGAGAUGGACCGCGAGUCCAAGAUCGACGGGACGGCAGCAUCAGGCGUCCAGCUUUUGUCACAGCAGACGGAAAAGUUAAGUCUGGGCUUCGAGCUGAAGGGCGUAUCGUUCAGCUAUCCCUCCAGGCCCGAGAUAACUGUCCUGGACAAGAUCAAUAUCAGCAUCCCGGCAUCGAAGCACACCGCUAUUGUGGGUCUGUCAGGAAGCGGCAAGUCCACCGUCGCGGCCUUGGUGACGAGACUGUACGAUCCAACGGGCGGCAGCGUUCUGUUCGGCGGCCAUGACCUCCGCGACGUCAACGUCCGUGAACUGAGGAGCUUCAUCAGUCUGGUGCAGCAGGAGCCCUCUCUCCUAGACCGGUCCCUGUUGGAGAACAUCGCACAUGGCUUGAUCAACUCAGGCAAUCCCGCCCAUGAGCACUUGAAGACGAAGCUCCUCGGCUCCGACCUGGCAGACCUGGCUGCAGAGGUGAGGAAAGGGAAAGAUCUCGCUACCGCUGCGGAGCAACGGGGCGCCAAUGUCGUCGAGAUUGUAAAACUGGUGCAAAGCGCAGCAAAGCUUGCCGACGCCGACGGCUUCAUCACUCGACUUCAACACGGAUACGGCACGGUGGUGGGAUCCAGCGGGCGGCUGAUCAGCGGCGGUCAGAAACAGCGUGUGGCUCUGGCCAGGGCUCUGGUCAAGGAUCCUGCUGUUCUCGUCCUGGACGAGGCCACGGCCGCGCUCGACUCGAGAAGCGAGGAGCGGAUCCAGCGGGCCAUCGCCAACAUCUCGACCGGCCGAACCGUGCUCACCAUCGCCCACCGCCUCUCGACCAUCACCGGGGCGGACAACAUCAUCGUGAUGCAUAAGGGGCAGGUCGUUGAGCAAGGUAAUCACGCCACACUCAUGGCCAAGCACGGGUCCUACGCCGAGCUGGUCAGGUUGCAAACCCUCGCUCCCAAGAAAGAAAAGACUGCCACUACUGCAAGGUCAUUAAACGAUUGCGAAUUGGACAUUGCCAGCAUGACAUCACGCAGUGAUGCCGAGGACGGGGAAGUCGAGAAGCAUGGGAAUCGCACCUCGAUAAGCGAGGCUCCCGCCCCAUUUAUUGCCAAUGGGGGUGAGGGUGACGGGGAAGAAGGGGAGCGUGAGACACCGUCCAAGUCCCUGUGGGCUUUAGUCAAAGGGUACGCCCCGGCCGUGCGGCCGCACCUUCUCGUCAUCGCUCUCGCCCUCAUCGGCUCCGUCGUGGUCGGCGGAGCAUUUUCGGGCGAGGCCGUCAUCUUUGGAAACACGGUCGACAGCCUCAACAUCUGCCGUAGCCCGGACAGCAUCCGGUCAAGCGGCGACUUUUUUGGUCUGAUGUUCUUUGUGCUCGCCAUCAUCGAGUUCUUCGCCAACGCCGUCAGCUGGACAGGCUUCGGCUGGGUCACAGAGCGCAUUGUUUACUCGGUGCGCGUGCUCUCGUUCCGCUCCCUCUUCGAACAGGACAUCCAGUGGCACCAGUCCAAGGGCCGUACCCCAGCCGUGCUGCUGUCGUACAUCACGCGCGACGGCAACGCCCUGGCCGGGCUCAGCGGCUCCGUCAUCGGCACGCUUUUCUCCAUCACCGUCAACAUGGUCGCGGCCAUCGUGCUCACGCACAUCAUCUCGUGGCGCAUCGCGCUCGUGUGCCUGGCACUUGUGCCGCUGCUCCUCGGCGCGGGGCUCAUGGAGCUGCACGUCCUGGGCAAGUUCGAGGAGCGCCACGAGAGUGCGUAUACCAAGUCCGUGGACAUAGGCACCGAAGCCAUCUCGUCGAUCAAAACCAUCGCCGCGCUGUCGCUUGAGGAGGAGACGCUUCGCACGUACCGUCGAAGUCUGAGCGGCCCACGCAAGGAGACGCUCAGGGUAACGGUGCAGGCCAGCCUGUGCCAGGCCAUUACCUACUUCCUGGGGAACUGCGUGAAUGCACUGGCGUACUGGUGGGGUGCGAAGCAGAUCAUUGCUGGGAACGUCUCGACGGCGCAGUUCCUGAUUGUCGUGUUUUCGCUGCUGGUCAGCGCACUGCUCUGGAGCCAAAUGUUUGCCCUGGCGCCCGAGCUGUCUAGUGCCCGUGCAGCCAUGGCAAGGAUAUUGGGGCUAAUCGAGAUUGGGUCCGACGGGAUGCAGGGGAGGGCGGCUCCUCGUGCUGAUGGGGCUGCCGGAGGCAGCGCAGACUCUCCCUCGUCCCCUACCAAGUCCGAUGCUUCCUUCGAAGAGAAGUCCCUCGAAGCUUCUAGCCUCCCUCAUCACUCAAGCAACAGUCGAGCCGCCAGCGUGCAGUUUCGCGAUGUCUACUUUUCCUAUCCCGCCCGGCCAGACGCCCAGGUGCUCAAGGGGCUGAGCAUCGACAUGAAGCCAGGCAGUUUCUGCGCUCUUGUCGGGCCGAGCGGUGCCGGCAAGUCGACCAUCAUCUCGCUGGUUGAGCGGCUGUACACGCCGCAGUCGGGUGCUAUCCUCAUCGAUGGCGUCGACGUGACAAAGAGCCGGGACACAGCUUUCCGCGACUCGAUCGCCCUGGUCCCACAGGAGAGCAUGCUGUUUGAGGGCAGCAUCGAGUUCAACAUCGGGUUAGGUGCGCGGCCUGGUCACAAGGCGACUAUGGACGAGGUUGUGGCGGCCUGCAAGCUCGCCAACAUCCACAAUGUUAUUGAGGCCUUGCCAGACGGCUAUAAGACUCUAUGCGGUCCGAACGGGUCCCAAUUCUCGGGGGGUCAAAAGCAGAGGUUGUCGAUUGCGCGUGCGCUCGUGAGGAAACCCAAACUGCUGAUCCUGGAUGAGCCGACCAGCGCCCUGGAUGCCGAGUCAGAACGGCUGCUGCAGGAUGGCUUGGAGAAAGCAUCGAGGGGUAUCACUGUCAUUGCCAUCGCCCACCGUCUGCAUACGAUCCGCAAGGCGAACCGCAUUUUCUGGAUCGAGGACGGGCGAUGCGUCGACUCUGGAACGCACGACGAGUUGUUUGAGAAAUCGCCGGGCUAUAGGGCGAAUGUGAUGCAUCAGACGGUGGCAGAGUGA